Messenger RNA from Budorcas taxicolor (takin), 1343 nucleotides. It is a transcript of the gene POLR2E, whose product is annotated as RNA polymerase II, I and III subunit E. Bases 102 to 734 code for a protein of 210 amino acids. The record is from RefSeq and is a predicted model, not a curated record. Gene Ontology annotation, biological process: DNA-templated transcription. Gene Ontology annotation, molecular function: DNA binding; DNA-directed RNA polymerase activity. NCBI's taxonomy places the organism in Eukaryota, Metazoa, Chordata, Mammalia, Artiodactyla, Bovidae. The transcript is spliced from 7 exons. Gene Ontology annotation, cellular component: RNA polymerase II, core complex; RNA polymerase III complex; RNA polymerase I complex.
CGGGUAGACGACGUGUUGGGGGCCUGAUCAGGACUCGGAGUAGGCACUGUGGGCCCGGGUCGUGCCGGUCGCAGGCGCAGCGUGUGAGAGCGGCGGCAAUCAUGGACGAUGAGGAGGAGACAUACCGGCUGUGGAAGAUCCGCAAGACCAUCAUGCAGCUGUGCCAUGACCGUGGUUACCUGGUGACCCAGGACGAGCUGGACCAGACUCUGGAGGAGUUCAAGGCCCAGUUUGGGGACAAGCCCAGUGAAGGGCGGCCGAGGCGCACGGACCUCACGGUACUGGUGGCCCACAACGACGACCCUACCGACCAGAUGUUCGUCUUCUUCCCAGAGGAGCCCAAGGUGGGCAUCAAGACCAUCAAGGUGUACUGUCAGCGCAUGCAGGAGGAGAACAUCACACGUGCCCUCAUUGUGGUGCAGCAGGGCAUGACGCCCUCUGCCAAGCAGUCCCUGGUUGACAUGGCACCCAAGUACAUCUUGGAGCAGUUUCUGCAGCAGGAGCUGCUCAUCAACAUCACAGAGCACGAGCUGGUCCCGGAGCAUGUGGUCAUGACCAAGGAAGAGGUAACGGAGCUGCUGGCCCGGUAUAAACUCCGAGAGAACCAGCUGCCCAGGAUCCAGGCAGGAGACCCUGUGGCGCGCUACUUUGGGAUAAAGCGCGGACAGGUGGUGAAGAUCAUCCGGCCGAGCGAGACUGCGGGCAGGUACAUCACCUACCGGCUGGUACAGUAGCUGCCUGUGGACAGACAGCUGGCGUCGAGGGCCCAGGCAGUGGUACUCAUCCCACUCUUGUGAGCGCACCGCACCACUUCCCUCUCUGGAGGCAGCCCCAGUUCCGGCCGGGUUGUACCCAGCUUCUGUGACGAACAGUCACAGAUCACACGACUAACUGUCCGUUUCUCUGCCAGCAUGUCCCCUGGGGGACAGAGAGACUGUUGUGACCACCCCCUCUCCCCACCCCACCCCCGCUGCUCCCGGCCAGGAGUGUGGGAGCUGGUUGCCUUGGGAACCUUGCCUCUGCUCCCCCUGGAUCCUAGGGUGCUUCGCCUUGGGCCUAGGAUCUGCCUUUCCUGGGCUGAGAGUCCCUGCAGCCUCUCCUGGAUGCCAAGCCCUGGCCCUGGAUCCCAGCUGAUGGUGCCUCUGGAGGGGCCAGGACACCUCAGGGUGGCCCGGCAUCCUCUGGCCUCCCCUCGCUGUGUCCCCCACGGUGGCCCUGAUGCUGCCUGUCCAGGGGCUCUGAGGACAGCAGCGGUGAGAUGGAAACCGGGAUUUGGUUGCUUUGGAAUGCUGGGCAUCUUAAAGAAUUAAAGCUAUUUUGAGUAAUAAAUUCACUUAUCUGAA